CCAGCUCCACCCCGGAUCUUUCGCGGACGUGUUUCAGACAAUUUUUCUUCCGCGCAGAGCCAAAAGUCACUUCUCUCCAUCAUAUAUUUAUUAUUAUCUCUCUCACUGCCUCAAACUCUUGCUAUUAUAUAAAUCAACUCAUCACCUUCUCUUUCUCUCUCUCUCUCUCUCUCGCUCAAAACCAGCAACCCCACCUUGCAUGCAUUCAAGUACUUCUUCUUUGUAACCAAACUAAAACCUCUUGAUUUAUUGUUUCAUUUAAUCAAAUAGUAGUAAUAAUAUCACCACCGCACCGACAUGGAGUAGAAGUAGCUCUUCAUUCAAAGAGUAACGCCUCUCCAGAGACUAGUACUUCAUUUUGCACCAUUGAUAUCUCAAAUGGCUCGUGCUUCGACCAACUGGCUAUCGUUCUCUCUCUCCCCCAUGGAUAUGCUCCGAACCCCCGAACCUCAGUUCGUUCAAUACGACGCCGCUUCCGACACUUCCUCGCAUCACUACUACCUCGACAACUUGUACACCAACGGGUGGGGGAACGGGAGCCUCAAGUUUGAGCAGAAUCUGAACCACAGCGACGUGAGUUUCGUUCAAUCGUCGUCGCAGAGCGUCAGCCACGCGCCGCCGAAGCUGGAGGAUUUUCUCGGCGACUCCUCCGCUGUUAUGCGUUACUCCGACAGCCAGACGGAGACGCAGGACUCGUCGCUGACGCACAUCUACGACCACCACCACCACCACCACCACCACGGUUCUUCUGCGUACUUCGGCGGUGACCACCAGGAUCUCAAGGCCAUUACUGGAUUCCAAGCUUUUUCGACUAACUCUGGCUCCGAAGUUGAUGAUUCUGCAUCGAUCGGAAAGGCGCAGGGCAGCGAGUUCGGGACUCACUCUAUUGAGUCCUCCGUCAACGAGUUCGCCGCGUUCUCCGGUGGCACCAACACCGGUGGAACCUUGUCGCUCGCCGUCGCGCAGAGCUCCGAGAAGGCCGUCGCUGCUGCGGCGGAGUCCGAUCGCUCGAAGAAGGUUGUGGAUACCUUCGGCCAGCGGACUUCUAUAUACAGAGGUGUCACUAGGCACCGAUGGACAGGAAGAUAUGAAGCGCAUCUAUGGGACAAUAGUUGCAGAAGGGAGGGUCAAGCUAGAAAAGGGCGUCAAGUUUAUUUGGGUGGAUAUGAUAAGGAAGAAAAGGCCGCUAGAUCUUAUGAUUUGGCAGCUCUGAAGUACUGGGGUCCCACUGCUACCACCAACUUCCCUGUUUCCAAUUAUUCAAAGGAAGUGGAGGAGAUGAAACAUGUAACAAAGCAGGAAUUUAUCGCAUCAUUGCGAAGGAAAAGUAGUGGUUUCUCCAGGGGAGCUUCCAUAUACAGAGGUGUUACAAGGCAUCAUCAACAGGGUAGGUGGCAAGCAAGAAUUGGCCGUGUAGCUGGAAACAAAGAUCUUUACUUGGGAACAUUCGCAACCGAGGAGGAAGCAGCAGAGGCAUAUGAUAUUGCAGCCAUUAAGUUCAGAGGUGCAAACGCGGUAACCAACUUUGAGAUGAAUAGAUAUGAUGUGGAAGCUAUAAUGAAGAGUUCUCUUCCAGUGGGUGGGGCAGCAAAGCGCUUGAAGCUUUCCCUUGAAUCAGAGCAGAAAGCUCUUCCUGUGAGCAGCAGCAGCAGCAGCAGUCAACAGCAGAAUCCACAGUGUGGAAACGUGAGUGCCAGCAUCAAUUUCUCAUCCAUUCAUCAGCCAAUUGCUUCUAUCCCUUGUGGAAUUCCCUUUGAUUCAACAACAGCAUAUUAUCAUCACAACCUUUUCCAACAUUUUCACCCUACCAACGCUGGCACAGCAGCGUCUGCUGUUACUUCUGCCAAUGCAAAUGCACUAACUGCACUGCCACCAACAGCAGCAGCUGAGUUCUUUAUUUGGCCUCAUCAGUCUUAUUGAUCUAAUCAAAACUAGAAAUCAUCUUUUGUUAAUUUCCUGGUUAUGCUAACAAAUUAAAAGCUAUAGUCUCUGGCACAGUUUAGCUGACCCCCCUCCUCUAUUAUUAACCCCUUUAGGCUGCUAAAAAAGAAAAAAAAUGAGGUUUUUGAGUUGGCUAGUCUUAGUUACUGUAGGAAGCUGGAUAUGUAACUAACUGCUCAAGAAAUGAGAAAUAUUUCGUGCAUCAUAAUUUUGCACAAGAAUUUCCUUAAUGGCUUAUAGCUUGCAGUGGAGUAUGACCGCUUUUGUUUAAUUGUCAA
Molecule: messenger RNA, 2219 nt
Organism: Glycine soja
Lineage: Eukaryota; Viridiplantae; Streptophyta; Magnoliopsida; Fabales; Fabaceae
Product: AP2-like ethylene-responsive transcription factor AIL6
Exons: 10
Coding region: 379-1920 (513 amino acids)
Biological process (GO): regulation of DNA-templated transcription
Molecular function (GO): DNA-binding transcription factor activity; DNA binding
Source: RefSeq, a predicted model, not a curated record